AUGCCGAUGAUCACCCGGCGAACACUUCUGGCCGGCACGGCGGCAACCCUUGCCGCGGUCGCGUCGGGCCCGGCCCGCGCCGCGGCGGCUGUCAGCGGCGUGGUCGAGCUGUUCACCAGCCAGGGGUGCAGUUCCUGCCCGCCGGCGGAUGCGGCGCUUGCCGAGUUCGCCGCCGAUCCUGACGUUCUCGCGCUUGGCUACCAUAUCGACUACUGGGACUAUCUGGGCUGGAAGGACACGCUCGCCAGCGCCGACAAUACGGCCCGCCAGCGCGCCUAUGCGCGGACCUUGGGCAGCCGAUCGGUCUAUACGCCGCAGGCGGUGGUCAAUGGCCGCGACCAUCUCAAUGGCGGCUACAAGACGCGGAUCCGGGGCCUGAUUGGCGAACAUGAGGCAGCCGGCAACGGACUGGUGGUGCCCGUCAUGGUCGCAAUGAGCGCCGGGCGGCUGUCGGUCGGGGUCGGCGACGGGAUCAAGCCGGCCGGGGCCGACAUGCUGCUGACGAUCGUCUAUUAUCGCGACCGCAGCGAGGUGGAGAUCGCGCGCGGCGAAAAUGCCGGCCGCACCAUGGUCUAUGCCAAUGCCGUCAUGGCGCAGCAGACGCUUGGCAUGUGGGACGGCAAGGCGAUGCAGAUCGACCUGCCGCGCGACAAGAUCGCGCAGAACAAGGCGACGGGUUGCGCCGUGCUUCUGCAGGCGGCGAUCGAUGGCGCGCCGGGCCCGAUCAUGGGCGCGGCCAAGCUGAAGGGUUUCGACAGAAGCUGA
Molecule: messenger RNA, 765 nt
Organism: Effrenium voratum
Lineage: Eukaryota; Dinophyceae; Suessiales; Symbiodiniaceae
Source: the annotation of a GenBank genome assembly